Messenger RNA from Symbiodinium natans, 1779 nucleotides. NCBI's taxonomy places the organism in Eukaryota, Dinophyceae, Suessiales, Symbiodiniaceae. The record is from the annotation of a GenBank genome assembly.
AUGGCCCCACAGCUCAUUGCGCGCGAGGAGGCCAAAGCCGCAAUCCUUGAGUACAUCAAGGGGGUCUUGUCACAGGAAGAGUACUACUGGGAACCCGCGUCAAGGAUAAAAAAGUGCGCCAUCCUGACGACGGCCGGCAUUAAGGGCACAGGCAAGACUCGAGUACUUCACGAGAUGUGCACGAGCUGGGUGUGCGAAACCGGGGCGAAGGCGGCUCUGAUUGUGGACUUCAAUGGGGGGAGCUCUUGGGACCGCAGCAAAGCUGCAACCGAAGUGUUUUCAAAGCUCCUCCUUCAGCAGUCAGGCAUGCCUGCGGAUAAAGCAGAAAAUUGCGCGCGGGUUCUUCCAUGGAAGCAGGUGAUGCAGUGUUUGCGGGAGAAGCUGAACUUGGGCGACGAAGACCUUCUGCUGGUAGGCAUCGAUGAGAUUCGACAGUUGGAGACCCUGGCUGGCAAAGACGGGGCUGUGCAACUAGUAUCCGACCUCAUGGGAGUCCAGGACGAGUCCCUCCUCCAAACAAGCAGCUGCCCUGUAAUCUUCGUGUGGACAUCGCUGCUUGAGAGCUACAUGUCGAUGCUGAUGAGCGACUCUGGGCGCCGCAUCCUGCCAACGAUCUCGUUGAGGGGUUUGCCACUUGCAAAGGCUUUGGAGCUGCUGCCCAGCGACCUUCGCGAAGCACUGGAGAAAGAACCAUUCGGACGGCAACUGGUGCGACAGCUGCUGGGUCAUCCGCGGUUGAUGUUCGAUGCGUUGAUACAGGAGUACUCCAAGCACAAGCCUCCUCGGAAUCCACUUGCAUGGAAUCAACUUCAGAGUGACAUUGUAGCUUAUGCCAAGCUCGGCGACCGAAAAGCCUUGGACAGCAUCGAGGUGGCUCGCUGGUAUUCUCCUCUCCGUUCCACAACUCAAUCAGGGCUUGAAGACCUCUGUCUGCGUGGUGUUGUUCAUUCCGUGCGAUGUGGCAACAGCUGGAUCAAUAUCCUUCAUCCCAUACUGCUGCAACUUUGGGCACGGAGUGAGGAAACCAGUCUCGCAGACCAGAUCAACCAGAUGUUCGAGCAGGAUGCGAUCAUGGAGGCCACGCACGAGAAGAAGCUUGAGGACAUUAUGGUGCACUUCGACUGUGCUGUGCGCCUGGCGUUGGGCGAGAACAACUGCACACUAAAACAGCUGUUCCCUGGGGCAAGCUUUUGGUCCGAAAGGGGCGGUUUGCCGAACAUCAUCGUCACCUCCACACAGAAUGUUCUUGCACCAUUGGAGUAUGUCGAGUCCUUCGCAGAUGUAGAGGCGGUCUUGGAGUCUCUCAAAAACGGUAAGAUCGUCGUGUCCAAGCUGCGCAACGAGCCGGGCAUCGAGUACUUGAUCCCGUGGAUGGUCCCGAAUCAGGAUGACCGGAGGCGGAUUCGUGAUUUGAAGCCGCCGUGCAACAAGACAGAGUCAGCUUCUCUCCUCGUUCUUGGCAUCCAGACGAAAUGCGUCCGCGAGAAUGUCCCGAAAUGGGCCAGCGUUGCAAAGUCAGCACAGGAGGCGCUUGCUGGCUUCCAAAACCACCCGGAUGUUCUUGGAGCCCUGCCCGUCUUCUACACCACCGAGGUCCGUGUUGAGACUCCCCCAAAAAAUCUCGAGAUUCCCAGCAUCUACUUCAACGAAGUGGGGCUCGCAAAACUAUUGUUGCAGCGGACCGGUCCACUGCGGCUCUUUUUCCUGAAGCCCGGUAAGCCGCUCGAGAAGAUGCUGCCGGACUUCUUCGAGAGCAAAAGAAGUGCAUUGCAUGCAUAA